Diaporthe citri is the source of this 591-nucleotide messenger RNA. RefSeq lists its product as uncharacterized. The record is from RefSeq and is a predicted model, not a curated record. Bases 1 to 591 code for a protein of 196 amino acids. Lineage: Eukaryota; Fungi; Ascomycota; Sordariomycetes; Diaporthales; Diaporthaceae. The transcript has 4 exons.
AUGGAAUGGGCCAAGAUCGAAGAGCUGGGGGCUGGAGCGUUUGAGCAGGUUCUUUGUGCUGUUUAUAAGGAAGCCUUCUUCACGCUCCUCAAACGUGAGGCCGAGGCAAUUGGCAGAAUUGAACAUCCUUUCGUCGUCGACUGUUUAUGCUCCGAAGCCAAUAUAAACGCCCCGGAGAUCUCGUCAGGGGCUCAGGGCCAGACCCCCAAGGCGGACAUCUGGUCCCUCUUCAUGGUCCUCAUCUGGACACACGACUUCAAGGCAUUCCGCCGCGACGCCUACGCCGGCCACUUCACGGUCUCUACGCUGCUCCAGCUGGCCAGGGAGGCCGCGGCGCCGGGCCAGCAACUGGCGCAACUCGGGGAGAUGGCCAGGUCGGACCCGGAGAAGCGCGCGUCGGCCGCGCAGAUGAUGCUCAACCUCGGCCUCUUCUCGCAGGAGCCCAGGGCGAUCCUCUGCAGCCACGGCAAGGACCCGAGGAGGAUCCCCGCCAUGCCGGCUGACGAGCCUCCUCCUAAGCCCGCUGGCGGGUUCCCUCCCGUGCCAGCCCGGCGAGGAGGGCCCGGCGGGGAAAGGGGCGCCUUCCAGUGA